Molecule: messenger RNA, 611 nt
Organism: Notothenia coriiceps (black rockcod)
Lineage: Eukaryota; Metazoa; Chordata; Actinopteri; Perciformes; Nototheniidae
Gene: ccl36.1
Product: chemokine (C-C motif) ligand 36, duplicate 1
Exons: 3
Coding region: 90-365 (91 amino acids)
Biological process (GO): immune response
Cellular component (GO): extracellular region
Molecular function (GO): chemokine activity
Source: RefSeq, a predicted model, not a curated record
CCUUUUUGUCAGAAGCACUAUCCUGCAGACGAGGAGCGGUUUGAUAUUAACCUACAUCAUCACAUCCAGAAACAUCUCCAGAAGCCACCAUGAGGACCAGUCACAUCCUCCUGCUCUGCAUCCUGGGACACGCUCUAUUCGCCACGGUGUUCUGCAACAUUUCUCCAGAUGCUAGUGGUCCUGACGACUGCUGCUUCGAAUACUACCCGAGAAGUUUGAACAAAAUAUACAUCCGCGAGUAUUACAUGACCGACCACAGAUGCCCAAGGACUGCAGCCGUUCUGACCACGAUGAAUGGUGCUACCCUCUGUGUGGAUCCGAAGCUUCCCUGGGUUGUGAGGGUCAUGAAAAGUUUGGACCAAUAGAACUUUUAAAACUCCAUGCCCGCUCAUCCUUCUUUUAAAGUGCCUGCGCCAUCUGUUGCUUUAAAAUGCAAUGAGAUCAUGAUUUUGGUGUGAAUGUGUAAAUCUGUAAUGGUUGAAAAGCAUUUUACCCCCAAAUGGAUUCCUUUUGAUCCUGCAUUGAUAUAACCAACCUGUGUUUUUUUGCUAUUUCUUUGGUUGCUUUGUAUUACCCAUACCGUUUCACUGAAUAAAGAACAACGUAAGGAA